CUUAUAAAAAGUUUCGACGGAAAUGGUAUCUCGAAGCGCGCUUUCUCCUUCUCCUCCAGUUUUCGACUCGAUCGCUGUGCGAACGAGUACAUAUUUUCCGGCGAUCUCGCCGGAGAAAGGGAUCGGUUGCUGUUUUGGUAUUGGUGAGAAGAAAGUUGCUGAGUUUGGGAGAGAGGAAGAAGACGGUUUUCUGAUUUCAGACUCGUUUAAGUUUCCGUAUUACAGGGAUUGUUUCGCAGGGAGGAUUAGGGUUUAGGUGCAGCGAUUUUCGUUCAUGGGGAUGUCAGCGGACAACUGCCGAGGCUUUGCGCUUGCCCUGUCCUCCAGUUUUUUUAUCGGUACUAGUUUUAUUGUGAAGAAGAAGGGACUUAAGAGAGCCGGCACUUUUGGAGUAAGAGCAGCUUCGGGAGGCUUCUCAUACUUGCAGGAGCCAUUGUGGUGGGUUGGAAUGAUUACAAUGAUUGUUGGUGAGGCAGCAAAUUUUGCUGCUUAUGCAUUUGCUCCAGCAAUACUUGUGACUCCUUUGGGUGCUCUUAGUAUUAUUGUGAGUGCAGUACUAGCUCAUUUUAUUUUGAAUGAAAAAUUGAACGUGCUCGGUGUUCUUGGUUGCAUUCUUUGUGUGAUGGGUUCUACAAUUAUUGUUUUGCACGCACCAAAAGAACGGGAGAUUGAAUCAGUAAAACAAGUUUGGCACCUGGCAUUUGAACCAGGUUUUAUAGUUUACUCUUGUAUAGCCAUGCUCGUGGUGAUUAUCCUUAUUAUUAAAUUUGAGAAACCUUAUGGCCAAACAAACAUGCUGAUAUAUCUUGGAAUUUGCUCGCUUAUGGGAUCUCUUACGGUAAUGAGUAUCAAGGCUUUAGGAAUUGCCAUAAAGCUCACCUUUACAGGGAUGAAUCAAUUUAAAUAUGGCCAAACUUGGUUUUUCGCUAUUGUUGCAGCUCUCUGUUGUCUCGUGCAGCUCAAUUACCUAAACAGGGCGCUGGAUAUCUUCAACACUGCUGUAGUAUCACCUGUCUACUACGUGAUGUUCACUUUGUUCACAAUCUUAGCUAGUAUGAUUAUGUUUAAGGAUUGGGACUCUCAAGAUGCAACCCAAAUAAUUUCAGAAAUCUGUGGAUUUUUCACAAUUCUUUCAGGAACUUUACUUCUCCACAUGACUAAAGAUACCAAAGCAACUACUGCUAACAAUGAGCAGUCCAUGCUUACUGAGACAGAGCUACAGAACCCUUAAAAUCUCUGCGUUUGAUCCAUAACUGUCCUCUGAAAUUUUGUUCAUCAGAUCAGCAUAUGAAUUUUAGAUGACAUUGGAAAUAAUUAGAAGAGAUGGGAGGAUUUGCUUACUAAUCGAUUCGUCUUCCCGUUCGGCGAAGAAAAGCAGUUAUUUUUUUGAUUUAUACAAAUUUAGAAUAGGAUGG
Phalaenopsis equestris is the source of this 1415-nucleotide messenger RNA. Its product is annotated as probable magnesium transporter NIPA1. Gene Ontology annotation, biological process: magnesium ion transport. Gene Ontology annotation, cellular component: membrane. The record is from RefSeq and is a predicted model, not a curated record. Gene Ontology annotation, molecular function: magnesium ion transmembrane transporter activity. The transcript has 8 exons. The coding region runs from base 275 to 1231 and encodes 318 amino acids. NCBI's taxonomy places the organism in Eukaryota, Viridiplantae, Streptophyta, Magnoliopsida, Asparagales, Orchidaceae.